Molecule: messenger RNA, 543 nt
Organism: Sclerotinia borealis F-4128
Lineage: Eukaryota; Fungi; Ascomycota; Leotiomycetes; Helotiales; Sclerotiniaceae
Source: the annotation of a GenBank genome assembly
AUGCCUCCAAAACCCCGUCUCAACGUUCAAAACUUCCCCCGUCCACCCCUCCUUGAGAAAAUACCUCGUCAUCUUAUAGUAAAAUAUCGAGGUCAAACCAUUGCCGAAACAAAAGAUGCAUAUUGGGUUUUGGAAACAUAUCACUCACCCACAUAUUACCUCCCCGCCACAUCCCUCUCUCCAAGUUUCCCUCUAAUCCCCACCACUAAAUCCACCUUCUGUGAAUACAAAGGCUGGGCCACAUAUUAUUCGAUCUCCUUACCUCUUCCUAUUUCUACAUAUCCUUCUUCUCGUUCCGUUUCCAAUCAGCUUACUUCAUCCGAGCCCAAAAAGCACGAGAUUUCCAACAGAAUAUGGUCUUACGAAUCCCCCACCCCUCAAUAUGAGGGUCUGAAAGGUUAUUUGAGUUUCUAUGCGGGACCAUGGGAUUGUUUUGUAGAUGGAGAGAAAGUUAUACCACAACCAGGGGACUUCUAUGGUGGAUGGACGACGAGCGAUCUGGAUGGGAUUAUUAAAGGGAGUGCGGAGACGAGAUGGAUGUGA